This is a messenger RNA of Syngnathus acus (greater pipefish), 1062 nucleotides long. RefSeq names its product rho-related GTP-binding protein RhoV-like. The record is from RefSeq and is a predicted model, not a curated record. The coding region runs from base 122 to 742 and encodes 206 amino acids. The transcript has 3 exons. Gene Ontology annotation, biological process: small GTPase-mediated signal transduction. Lineage: Eukaryota; Metazoa; Chordata; Actinopteri; Syngnathiformes; Syngnathidae. Gene Ontology annotation, molecular function: GTPase activity; GTP binding.
UUCUUCCCAUUUGGGGGGGGAGGCAAUUGAAGACCUCUUCAUUACAGUAUUGUGACCAUGCUGAGCGGACUGAGUGGUGUGGCACGCCGAUGAUGUUUGGAAUAUAGGAAGAAAACUAAAGAUGGCACUGCAUGCUCCUCAGUGGCAUGAGAAGGCCGGCUGGCCAAAGGAAGAGUUGAGCUGCCUGCUGGUUGGUGAUGGAGCUGUGGGGAAGACGAGCAUGAUCAUCAGCUACAUCUUCAACGGGUACAACAGCGAAUACAAGCAGACGGCGUUCGAUGUGUUUACUGGUUUGGUUCAUGUGAAUGGAGUUCAAACACGACUUAAAUUGAUAGAUACAGCUGGACAGGAUGAGUUUGGCCAUCUUCGCUCUCUAUGCUACGCACACGUGGACGUCUUCAUUCUGUGUUUCAGCCUGGUCAAUCCUGUUUCUUUUGACAACGUGGCUUGCAAAUGGAUCCCGCAGAUCCGUGCAUGGAACUCCAGCUCUCCCAUUCUUCUGGUGGGUACACAGUCUGACCUUUGCCAUGAUGUAAACAUCCUUGUUCAUCUGGCCAGGCGGCGUGCUAGACCGGUGGCAUCGGGCCAGGCCGUGAGCCUGGCACGGAGGAUCCGAGCUUACGGUUACAUGGAGUGUUCGGCUUUGACCCAGCACCACCUCAAAGAGGUGUUUGACUACGCCAUCUUUGCUGCCAUGAAGCACAAGCACAAUGCUGCAAAAAACAAAAGCUCGGUUUGGUGAAAUGCGUUAAGACGUUUUGGCAAUCUGGAUGGAGGCGAAUGUUCAAAUCAAUGUGAGGAAAUUUUGUCGAUUAUGAACAUUUUGGCCUUCUGAUGCAGCUCCUCGUGGGUUAUACUUCUUAGAAUUGUAUGGCUGCCCUGAUUUUCCUGCUCAUGAUUGGCUGAUUUAUGAGCUGGACAAAUCAAAAUGGACAUUAUGAAGCUGCAUACUUCUUUCGUCUUAUUUCCUUGAAUUUCUGUGUUGUUUGUCACUCUCUUUGUCAUUUAUAUUUUUGUAACUGUGUAUUAAAGUGUGUAAUAAAUGCACAAUGGAACAGCAUA